GAGCCUUGUGUUAAAGAAUUAUUGUAUUAAUAAUUUUGAAAUAUGAAGGUGGAACUAGUAUUUUUACAAUUAACAAGAUUUUUUAAAAUAUUUUCUUUAGUGAAGAGGUUACGCAUUGAAAAAAGUGUAUCUAAAGAUCCAGUUGAUUUUGAAAAACACAUUGAAAGAGAGCUACAAUGUAAAGAUGGGGAACUACAAACAGAAGAUUUUUCUUUUCCUGAGAUCCAAGCAACAUAUCUUCGAAUCAUCAUUUUAUCUGCUUCUGAUGCUUUUGUGUCAGUUCAUAGGGUAAUAGCAGAAGGACUAUCAGAUGAAAGUUAAAUUCAAUAUUCAGUUUAUAACACAUUAAACAUUAAGCCUUUUAAAAAAUGUAGCAGGCAUUAACUGCAGUUGGUAUUUAAUCUUUUCAAUGGAAAUUUGUUAAAAAAUUUCAACAAUGAAUAUUAUUAUAUAAUAUUUAUAUGAUGAUGUACAGUAUAUUAUAGAUGAAAUAGAGUAAUAAACAAGAAUAUUAAAUCAUUAAACCUUC
Molecule: messenger RNA, 529 nt
Organism: Thamnophis sirtalis
Lineage: Eukaryota; Metazoa; Chordata; Lepidosauria; Squamata; Natricidae
Source: RefSeq, a predicted model, not a curated record